This is a messenger RNA of Aphidius gifuensis, 4597 nucleotides long. RefSeq names its product chaoptin-like. NCBI's taxonomy places the organism in Eukaryota, Metazoa, Arthropoda, Insecta, Hymenoptera, Braconidae. The coding region runs from base 776 to 4552 and encodes 1258 amino acids. The record is from RefSeq and is a predicted model, not a curated record. The transcript is spliced from 8 exons. Gene Ontology annotation, molecular function: protein binding.
AGUCGUCCGCGUGUUACGGCAUCUAAUACAGGCUGGAUCGUAAUAUAUACGGCCCAUAAUUUUAUUACUUCACAUUUUCAAAUUCAUUCAAUAAUACAUAUUAGUAUUAUUGAUAUUAUUAUCGGUUUUUAUUUUUAUGUUAUACCUUUUUUUUUAUUAACGAUAUAUACCGUUUGAAAGCUCAAUUGAUAGCUGAAAAAAUAAAAAGUUAUAGUCACUUUGAAAACAUGCUGUAAACAAAAUACAAUAUAUUUUUAAAUAAAUAAUAAAUAUUUAGAGUAUAUUUAGAGUAUAUUCAAAAGUGACAAUUGGAUUUAUUGAAAAUCAUCAAAUCAAAACCAAAAAGCUCAAUGAAAUCCCGUCGGAAAGUUAAGCCGGCCAGCCGCCGGUUCAUACAUAUUGUUCGUUUAUAAAUAUAUAUCACUGUCAAAAAAUUGACGCAUGGUAUCUUUUUUUAUUUUUUUGGUUUAGUUUUUUUUUUUUUUUUUUUAUUUUUCUUUUGUGGCACGUCAGUUUUGCUUAUCAAUUGAUAAAGUCAUCUGUUGUCGUAUACAAAUAAAAAAUGUGAUGCUGGUUAAUUGUUGUGUCACAUCAUUUUGCAUCAGAUAAAAUGUCAAUUUACAAAAUGCAAUAAAAAAAAAUCAACAAAAGAAAUUAAUAAUAAAAAGAAGGAUUAUAAACAAUUAUUAAUCUAUGUGAUCAACAGAUCGAGUGGAUUUGGCGUUUUGAGGUAUCAAGGGGCUCCUCUAUUGUUGAACGUUGACAUUUGCAUCAGAUGGAGGCGACCAAGCCACUUUAUUUUCUACUGUUUCUUUUACAAUGUCACGUACAAGUACUCAAAUCAUACAGCAUACCAUGUGCCUUCAACAGUAUGUGCCUGUGUUGGAUACAGGAUGAUAGUGAAUCAAAUCAAAUGGACAUCAGUUGCCUCGGUGUACCAUUCUCACGUUUUCCUGACGUGUCGGUGAGUAAUGUGGCACAGCUGGACAUUGUGAGUUCGGGAAUGCAAGUCCUCGAGAAUGAUGCUCUAGUGAGUUUCUCGGGUAUUGAGACCCUUGGCCUCAUGAGCAAUCGUCUUUCUAGUAUCGGUGAAAAGUCUCUUGUAGUCGUAGCCAGCAGCUUGCGUUCACUCGAUUUUAGUUAUAACUCACUGGAGGCUGUGCCCUUUGAAGCGCUUAGACGACUAAAAAAGUUGAUUUGGCUGAAUAUGCAUAGCAAUCAUCUAACAAGUCUAGAUGGCGAUUGGGGCCACGUCGCAAAGACACUGACAAACGGUUUCUUUGGUGAAAAUUGCAUCGUUGAAAUCCCUCGUGUUAUGUCCCAAUUUGAAAAUCUCGUAUUACUCAACAUGGAUGGCAAUGACAUUCAAGAUAUACCAGAAACAUCAUUACCAUCAAACAUACGUACAAUAAGUUUCAAUAAAAAUUUACUCAAAUAUUUUCCAAUGAGUAUUGGAAAUUUGCCAUUUAUCAAUGCAAUAUAUUUACGUGGUAAUUUUAUCAAAAAUUUAACAUUACCAAUAUUUAAAAAUCCAUUUAUUGAGCUAAUUGAUGUUUCGGAAAAUAUAAUUGAAUCAAUUGUAUUAUUAAAUACAAACAACCAAAACAAUAAUAACAACAACGAUACUUUGAUAAUUCAAUAUGUAGGAGUCUUGAACUUAUCACGUAACAAAGUAAGAGUAUUGUCAGCUGGUGUAUUUCAGUAUUUGAAACCUCGUAGAAUACAUUUAUCAUCAAAUGGCAUUAGAAUUAUUGAGGAUGGUGCAUUUCACGGACUAGAAAAUACACUUGAAUAUUUGAGUCUCGAGCACAAUGAUCUAAUCAUUUUGCCAAGUGCAAUUAGUACAAUGAAUAAAAUAAACUUUAUAUAUUUUGGCAAAAAUAAUAUUAAUAAUAUAACAAAUAAUGCCUUUGAUUCAUUUGGUAAUAAUUUACGUGCUUUAUCAUUAACAACAAAUAAUUUAAAUAAAAUACCAGUAUUAUUGCUAUCAAAUUGUAAAAAUAUAAUACAUUUAAAUCUUGGAUAUAAUAAAAUUGCUGAAAUAAAUACAAGUGAUUUUAAAUAUAUGAAAAAUAUUGAAAUAUUAUUAUUACGUAAUAAUAUGUUAACAAAAUUAAAAGCUAAUACAUUUAAAGAACUUGAACAUUUAAGAGAAUUGAGUAUGUCAUUUAAUCAUUUUAUUGAUAUUGAUGAUAAUGCAUUUAAUGGAAUUGAAAAUACACUUGAAGUACUUGAAAUGAGUUUUUCAUUUACAAAUGAUUAUUAUCCAAAAAUUGCAUUUAGUAAAUUAAAAAAAUUAUUAUGGCUUGUUAUUGAUAAUAAUAAUUUUCAUAAUAUUGAUUAUGAUAUAUUUUAUAAUUUAUAUAAUUUACGUUAUAUUAAUAUUGAAUCAAAUAGAUUACAAAUAUUACCAUCAAAAUUAUUUCAUUAUAAUAUACAUCGUGAAUUACGUGAUAUUAAAUUUGGCUAUAAUUUCAUUCAAGAAAUACCAGUUGAUAUAUUUUUUAAUCUAAAUGAAUUAAGAUCAAUUGAUUUGACUGGUAAUCGUAUAUUAAAAAUUGAUAAGCUAACAAUUUAUAAUUGUACAAAAUUAGUUACAAUAUCAAUGGCUUAUAAUCAAAUAUCAUUUAUUGAAAAAUAUGCAUUUUAUGGAUUAACAAGUUUAAGAUUUUUACAUAUUGAAUUUAAUGCAUUAACUGUACUUGAUUUUGAUGCAAUUGUUGAUACUGGCGGAAUGGAAUUUUCAUUGAAUGCUUCAUAUAAUUCUAUAUCAGUUAUUAAAUAUCAAUAUAAAUUAUUUAAUUUAACAAGUCUUGAUUUGGCAUAUAAUAAUAUCAGUCAAUUGGAAAAUAAUAUAUUUUAUGGUAUGCCUAAUUUACGUAAUUUAAAUCUUCGUGGUAAUUUUAUCACAGCUCUUCAUUCUGGUACUUUUGCUCUAGCACAUUUGGAAAUGUUAAAUUUAUGUGAAAAUCGUUUGGAAACAUUGAGAAAACAGGCGUUUUAUGGAACACCAAUGUUACAGAUACUUGAUUUAAGUGGUAAUUUAUUAUCACAGCUAGCUAAUGAACAAUUUCGUAAUAUGAUUAAUUUAAGAAUAAUAAAUUUAUCAAAAAAUCGUAUACGUACAUUAUCGAGAGAUAUAUUUGAGGGUAGCCGAGUUGAAUCACUUGAUUUAAGUGAUAAUAUUAUAAGUAUUAUACCAUCAAUGUCAUUUAUUGAAAUUGGAUAUACACUUCGUGAUCUUGAUAUUGCUAAUAAUAUUGUUGAACAUAUUGAUUCAACGACAUUUCCAACAUCACAAUUGACAUAUCUUAAUUUAGCAAAUAAUAAAUUAACAAUAUUACCAGAUAAUUCAUUUGUGUCAUUGACAAAAUUGUUAAGUUUAAAUUUAUCAAAUAAUAAUUUUCAAUCAAAUUCCAAAGAAUUAUUUCAUUAUUUACCAGAGUUACGUCAAUUAUUUAUGGAAAAUUGUGGAUUUAAAAAAGUACCAAUUAUACCUGUCAGCAAUAUAAAUAUUUUAGAUUUAUCAUUCAAUCCAAUUGAGGAUUCAAGUAACAUUGAAGUACUUAGAUAUCUCAAGGUACUCAGACUUGUGAAUAAUUCUUUGGCUGUCGUACCAGAUGUGAGAUUGGAUCUUCUUCGUGAAUUACAUUUAUCUGGUAACCCCAUUGAGGAAAUAAAUAAAGAAAGUUUUUUUGGUUUUCCACGUUUACAAAAAUUAGUACUUAGAAAAUUAAUUCGUAUAAAAUAUGUAAGUAAAAAUUGCUUAAAAAUAUUAAGAUAUUUAAAAGAUAUAAGUAUCCAAAGUUGGCCACAAGCAGAUGGUUUUGACCUUAAAAGUAUACUAAUCGGAUUACCACUGAGUAAUGUUGAGAUUGAGGUUACUGAGCCAGUACUAAAGAAUCAAAUUCACAAUGCAUUUACAAGACGUUUGAGAGAACUCACAAUAACAGGUCAAGAGCUUGAAGCUAUAAACCUCGAUGCAUUUAAAACAUUUGAGGGUAGUAGUGAAUUGAUACUACGAAUAAAAGAUACUCAUGUACGAAAUUUUCAACCAGAUUUAUUCUUUCAUCUUGCCAAAAGUAUAACACAAUUAACACUUGAUUUACGAAAUAAUAACAUCAAAGAAUUUAGUCCAUCUGCAAUAUAUGGAAAUCUUUCAUGGGAAAUUGUUGGCACUAAUUUUGUAUCUGGUGGUCUUCAAGUGUCAGGAAAUCCCCUUGAGUGUGACUGUGAAAUAGCUUGGUUGAGUCUCUGGCUUCGUAGAUGGCUUAGAGAAUCACGACAGAUACAUACUGCAUCACAGUCAGAUGCUCGUCAGUUAAGAAACAUGGCAGGUAGAGCUGUCUGUAGAGAGACAACACCAUCACACUCAUCAAAUUGGGUUCUAUUAACUCUUGGUACACCAUAUACAGCUUGUCAAGCAUCAGCUCUGAGCUCUGGUCAUCAUGUCAAAUCAGCAAAAUAUUUGACAUUUAUCAUCAUUAUCAUCAUGCGAUUUAUCAUUGAUUGGACUAAUCAUUCGUGUAAAUAUUACUCUGUGUUUUUGUGAUUUUUUUUUUUUCCAUUCUUGUUUUAUCCGACAAAAAAAUUCAAG